Manduca sexta (tobacco hornworm) is the source of this 4389-nucleotide messenger RNA. It is a transcript of the gene PDZ-GEF, whose product is annotated as rap guanine nucleotide exchange factor 2. Gene Ontology annotation, cellular component: plasma membrane; apical plasma membrane. Gene Ontology annotation, molecular function: guanyl-nucleotide exchange factor activity; protein binding. The transcript has 2 exons. Lineage: Eukaryota; Metazoa; Arthropoda; Insecta; Lepidoptera; Sphingidae. The record is from RefSeq and is a predicted model, not a curated record. Gene Ontology annotation, biological process: Ras protein signal transduction; positive regulation of GTPase activity. Bases 294 to 3830 code for a protein of 1178 amino acids.
UCUAUCAUUAUUUCAUUCAGCUUUGGUCGCAAGAAAGCUGCUUUCUAAAUAUUUGUCGCAGUUUUCAAUUUCGAAACGAAAUAAAGUGGUUUAUUUUUUAUAGAACUCCAGUGAUAAUUUUUAUUUAUGAGAAUCAGUUUUGUGGUGUUAAGAAGUUAUAGCAAACGUUUACAGAAAAAAGUUUAAUUAAUUUAGAAAGCAACAUGGAAGCGUUGACAGUUCCGCCAUGAAUGCAAAAUAAAUAGAAAUUGAGUAGGAGCUGGACUUAAUUCAGGCAGGCUAGAAACUUCACAAUGUUGAGAGGUGGGCGUGGAGGCCGUCACAGUCCUGAACUGUAUCCUCAUACACUGAAGUGCUCGAACGCGAGUGACACUAGUUCCGCCUACAGCGGUAGUGACACAAUGACUUCUGUACACAGCUCACUUGACAUGGACAUGGAGGUGGACCUUUCCGGCCUCCUUGAGUCCAUUGUGGAUUCAGAUGAAGAAGAAGAUAUGGAAGAGAGCAUGGAUAGUCUCACAGUCAGGGAUGCUGUACGAGAGUGUCUUGAAAAGGACCCUAGCGAAAGAACUGAUGAAGAUAUUGAUAUUCUCUUAGAAUUCACCCAACAUUUGAAGGCAUUCACUAAUAUGACACUAACAGUGCGUAGAGCUUUGUGUGGUGUAAUGGUUUUUGCAGUUGUUGAGAAGGCUGGCACAAUAGUUAUGAAUGAUGGAGAGGAACAUGAUUCGUGGUCUGUCCUUAUCAAUGGUCAUGUUGGUAUUGAACAUGCUAGUGGGGAAAUUGAGCACCUGAAUGUUGGUGACAGUUUUGGUAUGGCAGAGGCUACUCUUGAAAAACUGUAUCACAGAGGUGUGAUGACUACGCGAUGUGAUGAUUGCCAGUUUGUGUGUGUCACACAAACUGAUUACUACCGCAUACUCCAUCAGGGCGAAGAGAAUAUAAGGCGUCAUGAGAAUGAACAUGGAGUCGUAGUAUUGGUCACUGAAUAUAGAGGUACAGCCGGGGAGUCUGGCCGUCAACAAGGGCAUGUGGUCAUUAGAGGAACUCCUGAACAGUUGAUGCUACAACUGGUUGAAGACAAUUCACGUGAUUCUACUUAUGUUGAAGAUUUCCUUCUCACUCACAGGACAUUUAUUGAGAGUCCUUUAGUAGUUGCUAAACAACUUCUUGCCUGGUUUUCUGAACCAUCUGUUCGUGAUAAGGUCACACGAGUUGUAUUACUUUGGGUAAAUAAUCAUUUUACUGAUUUUGAAACAGAUCCAAAUAUGAUGGAUUUUCUUGAAAGUUUUGAAGGUGCAUUAGAGCGUGAAAAAAUGGAAAGUCAGCUGAGGCUAUUGAAUAUUGCAUGCUCUGCAAAAGCAAGAACUAGGAGUGUUACUUUGUCUCGCCCUACCAGAGAUGAAGCCCUCAACUUUACUAUUGUUGGUGGAUAUGAAAGAGGGUAUGGGAUAUUUAUAUUUAAAGUUGAAAAACAUUCUAAAGCUGAAGAUGUUGGACUCAAAAGAGGUGACCAAGUUUUAGAAGUGAAUGGUCAAUCAUUUCAGCAUGUCAGUCAUGCAAAAGCGAUGGAAAUAAUAACUGGUUCAACACAUUUAAGCAUCACAGUUAAAAGUAAUUUAUUAUCUUUUAAGCAAAUGUUACUAAUGCCUGAAAAUUCCCCUAGACAAAGAGGAUGUACCAAUAUGGUUCGUUGGCAAACAGACCCUAGAGCUAGAUUAUCAACUGCAGAGUUGCUUGGUGAUGAUCCUAUCACAUUGACACCUGUAUUUCAGUCCCCUACCAAAAAACCACAACAACUUAGUAUAAAGAAAGAACCACAGAAAGGCUUUAUGACACUCGGACCCAAAAGGCGAUUGCAGAAAGCUUUAAUGAAAAUGAACAUUCUUCCAAAAAAUACUAUUACAGACGGCUUACACAGUGAUGACAGUAUUCUCUCCAACACUGAAUCAUUAAAUAAAGCUAACACCAGUACCUCAUUCUAUAAUUCACACAGUAAUCCAGAUUUAAUAUCAAUAUGCUAUGAUGAAUAUCAAUCUUCUGAUUUUCCAGAGCAUGUACUUAAAGUGUACAAAGCUGAUCAAACCUGCAAGUAUUUAUUGGUACACAAAGAAACUACUGCUAGGGAAGUAGUAAUGCUAACAUUGCAAGAGUUUGGUAUCACAGAUCCCAGUUCCAAUUUUUCACUCUGUGAAGUUUCUGUUGCCCAGGGUGGAAUAAUCAAACAACAUAGACUUCCAGACCAACUCCAAAACCUUGCAGAACGCAUUGGUCUUAGUUCUAGAUAUUAUCUCAAAACCAAUGGUAUUAGUGAAACUUUAGUACCUGAUGACAUGGCUCCUGAACUUCUUCGGGAGAGUGUUGUACAUUUCUUGCAAUUAAAUGCUGUGGAAGUGGCAGUGCAGUUAACAUUACAAGACUUUUGCAUUUUUCGACAGAUUGAGAGCACAGAAUAUGUGGAUGAUCUGUUUGCUUUAAAAAGUAGAUAUGGCACACCAAUGUUGUCUCAAUUUGCUGAACUUGUAAACAAAGAAAUGUUUUGGGUAGUUACAGAAGUUGUAAAUGAACAAAAUCUGGUCAGGCGAUCCAAAAUUAUAAAACAAUUUAUUAAAGUAGCCCGUCAUUGCAAAGAAUGCAAAAACUUUAAUUCUAUGUUUGCAAUUAUAUCAGGUUUAGGACAUGGGGCUGUAUCCAGACUGAGAAUGACAUGGGAAAAACUACCCACUAAAUAUUACAAAUUGUUCACUGAUUUACAAAUGCUGAUGGAUCCAUCUAGAAAUAUGUCUAAAUAUAGACAGCUAGUCACUACAGAGCAAGGUAGAUCACCCGUUAUACCUUUUUAUCCUGUGGUAAAAAAAGAUCUUACAUUUAUUCACUUGGGUAAUGAUACAAAAGUUGAGGGUAUGGUCAAUUUUGAGAAAUUAAGAAUGAUUGCAAAGGAAGUUAGAACACUUACUAACAUGUGUAGUGCACCUUAUGAUCUAUUGACUUUGCUGGAGUUAGGAAAACAGCCACCUUCAAAUGCCAUGGUGGCUUUGAAUCAACUAACAACAGGAGUGCAGCAAGGUCAAGUCACAGUAAAGAGAAGGAAAAAAUCUUCAAAUGUUCCGAACCCAAAAAAAAUGUUUGAAGAAGCACAAAUGGUUAGGCGAGUCAAAGCAUAUUUAAACCGUAUGCAUGUUGAGACUGAUGAGGAACGACUCCACGCACUAUCUUUAGAAUGCGAGGGAGCCGGGCCGGCCCCAGUAAUGCCUCGUCGUCGGCAUCCAUCGCCCUCGCUAUCCACUACCAGCAGUGCAUCCUCAGCCAGUGAAAGUAAGAAAAGUUUUGCGGGAAAUAAAUUUGGUACAGCAUCGCCGCAAGCUGUAAGAAAGCUCUUGGCGCUGUCGGAGCCCGCAAAAACUAGACCACAUCAACCUAGACCAUUGCCACCAGGUCCUUCCCCCUGUUCUCAUAGACGUGACGGUCCCGUACCAGGUAUUUGUUGCCCCCGCACAGCUCACGAGAGAUCGCAUUCGGAUACGCCAACUCCCCUUCCGGUCGAUUUGUCAGCGGAAAGUAGUAGUGUGACGUCACUAGUCAACUUACCGUUGAGAAAAACAGGAUCUGCCACAUCUAGUGACAGCGGCCACGGCUCCUGCACAGCGACUGGGUGUGCUCGGCCAGUGCCGCCGCCGCGCAUGCCGCAGGCUCCGUACACUUUAGCCGCGCAGGUAGCCCGCCUGGAGCGCUUAAGCCGCGCUCACUCGCAUGAGGGCGUCACGCGUCCUUAUGAUUAUUACGACGUGCCCGACGACGACGACGACGAUCAACAAGUCUCUGCCGUUUGAAAUUUUAAAUACUCUUAAAAUUUUAAAUCAAUGUCUAAUUUAUAUAGUUCACAGUUUUGUAAUCUCACUUGAUAAAUAGAGCGCACGUGUUUUAUAAAUUUGUCUUGUACUAUUAAAAAUCAUGUAUGUUUAUGACUAAGUCUAAAGACUGUAUAAUUAUCAUAAGGAAAUGUUCUAGUGUUCCAUAAUGUAAAAUUCCAUAUUUAAUAAGUCUUUUUAAUUUUAUUAUAAUUUGACCCACCAUUAUCCAGUUUUAUCUAGAGAUGUUUGAUGUUUAAUAAAUAGGUGAUUAUUAUGUAUCCAAUGUUGGUGUAUCUACAUUCCGGUAUUUGUAUAUUACUAAUACAUAGUUCUCAUUAUUUAUGAAUUGUGAAACUUAGACCAAAUAAUAAUUAAUUACGUUUUAAUAUACUCGAUUUAAAUAAUUUUAUUUUGUGGUAGCUUUGUGGACCAAUGGGUUUGAGUUUCUAUUCAUAUGGUCAUAUCGAAUUCUGUUGAUAUUUUCUUCUUUUUAAUAAUUACGAAUGUAAAUAAUAAAACUAUAUUAAUUAUACUCUAA